Messenger RNA from Seminavis robusta, 1038 nucleotides. Lineage: Eukaryota; Bacillariophyta; Bacillariophyceae; Naviculales; Naviculaceae. The record is from the annotation of a GenBank genome assembly.
CCCUCUCAGCCGACGGAUGCGGUCGAUACGGCGGAACAGACGGCUCGACCAAGUGACGCUGAUGAUCAGACUGUGGAAGGAUUGUCCAGUGAAGCACACACCGCCGACGUUCAAUCGGAAAAAGUGGGCAAAGUGACAGUCGAGACUGUCACAGAGACAGAUGCGACCGUGAACAAUGACGUCAAGACGGACAAGAAGCUGGACAAAUGUGGAUGCGAGGACGACAAGGAGAACAAACAUGGACCGUAUCUUAGGCCUGAAGAUAUUCCUGCAGACGCCUAUGAGAACCCAGAUCUUUAUCAUUGGCACUACGUUGAUGAAAUCGUUGACUACGAUACGGUCGUUGAUCUAGACGAGAGCGAACCCGGACACAUCAAUGAGGUGAUCGAGUACAUUUUGUCAAAGCAUCCCGAGAGGAUCACCGACAAUGAGAACCAUCUUCUGAACUUCUAUCUAGGAACAAAGCGCCCCGGUGCUGUUGUCCCAAAGGUUUACGUUCCCCUUCGCAGGAAGACACCGAAAAAGACAGGCAACAAUGUUCGCUUCAACAAUGGGACUCCCACCAAAGAGCCUCCAUUCAAGCGUCGUGACCUCAAGGCAACCCCUGAAUUAUGCCGUUCCAACAACACAGCAGUUGCCGCCGAACGUGAUACAUGCCACCAUGACCGAACCUACACGACGAAUGGCACUCCACCAACCCCCCGUGUCUUUGGAGAAUCUGAGGUACCAUAUGCCGAGGCGGAUGUCGAUACCUGCAGCAGUGACUCCUCCGUUUACGAGAACAAUUAUGGCAGGAAGGCAUUUUUCCGCCACCAGAAAGCCAACAGCAGGCCCAGCACCGGUUCUACAGCUGACGACGCGAUUGACGUCGAUGCUAUUCCGGAUACAAAGGAGGAUGACAGAAAGCCGGCUGCCAGGCAGACAAAGAAAAAUAUCACCGAAACCAAACCUACUCCUAUGCCCCAGAAAAAGAAGUUCCCCCCCGUUGCCUCCCUUCCCCGUUCGUCGUCCUCGUCUCCGUCCUCCAGUACACUGUAG